AUAUGUGAUUAUUAUCUUUCUUGGACGCAUCAGAAAUCACCAUCAUUAUAUAUCUCUGUAAUUUCUUUAUCUGUUGGGAAAAGAAAUAAGCCUGUAAAGCCACUUUUGGUGUGGAACAUACCCUUGUUUGUUCUUAAGCCCUUUAACAAAAAAACAAAUUCAAUUGUAUAGCUUGUCCCUUUUCUUUUCUUUCCAAGUUUCAACUGAUUAAAUCUGUAUGUACUAAGAUAAGAAGCCAACAACGGAGGGACCAAAAGCAACUUUUCACAAAAUUUCUGAAACAAUUUUCCAGAAAUUUUUAAAGCGUUCUCAUCUCAUAUACACAGACUACAGAGUAACUCAUCUCUCUCUCUCUCUCUCUCCUUUUAUUUCUUUUUCACUUUCAAAAUAAAACUAAGCCCUGAAGCCCAUGCCCACAUGCUCAUAGACAUAGACCCCAAUUCACACACCCACCAUUUUCAGGCCUGCAAAUGAGUAAAAAAGCUUGCCCCUUACAAUGAUUAUAAAAAACAAAGCAUGCACAACAAGGUGUUUGUUUAAAAGAAUUCCAUAACUUCAUGCUCUCCACUGACCAUAUAUAACCACCCCCAUCUACAUUAUAUUGUUAGUUUUUCAUCUCAUCUCACUGAAAAGCGUAAAGUGUAAAUCUUGACUUUGAUUCUUGAAAGAAACACAUGGCCAUGACAAUGGCUGUUUCGCUGGUGGUUAUGCUGUGUGCUUUCGCGGUGGUUAUGGGUAAACCAUCGUUGUCGGAAUCCGACAAGAUUUUGAAAUUGCCUGGACAACCACCAGUUGGGUUUCAACAAUUUUCAGGUUAUGUCACCUUGGAUUCGAAAAGAAAAAGAGCCCUUUUUUACUACUUUGUUGAAGCUGAAGUUGAUCCAGUUUCAAAACCACUGGUUCUGUGGUUGAAUGGAGGGCCUGGAUGUUCAUCACUGGGUGUUGGAGCAUUCUCUGAAAAUGGACCUUUUAGGCCAAAUGGUCAGGGACUGGUUAGAAAUGAGUAUAGCUGGAACACAGAGGCGAAUAUGUUGUACUUAGAGACCCCAGUUGGAGUAGGGUUUUCUUAUGAUUCAUCGAAUUCUUCUGGUUUUGAAGUCGUCACUGAUGCAAUUACAGCUAGGGACAAUCUUGUGUUCUUGCACAAAUGGUUCUUGAAAUUCCCUCAGUAUCAGCAGAGAGAUUUGUUCAUAACAGGAGAAAGUUAUGCAGGUCACUAUAUUCCGCAACUAGCUGAACUUAUGGUUCAAUUCAACAAAAACAAGAAGCUUUUCAAUUUAAAAGGAAUUGCUCUAGGAAAUCCAGUGUUGGAGUACGCAACUGAUUUGAAUUCAAGAGCUGAGUAUUUCUGGUCUCAUGGGCUUAUAUCAGAUUCAACAUACAAAUUAUUCACAUCUGCAUGCAAUUAUUCACGAUAUGUGAGUGAAUACUACAGAGAUUCAGUUUCCCCCAUUUGCUCAAAAGUAUAUAGUCAAGUAAGCAGAGAAACCAGUCGAUUUGUGGACAAAUAUGAUGUUACUCUUGAUGUCUGUAUUCCAUCAGUGCUCUCGCAAUCCAAGAUCAUUAGCCCACAGCAAGUAACUGAGAGAGUCGAUGUUUGUGUGGAAGACGAAACUGUUAAUUAUCUCAACAGACGUGAUGUGAGGAGAGCUUUACAUGCACGUUUGAUUGGAGUCCGAAAAUGGGAAGUUUGUAGCAACAUCUUAGAUUAUGAACUGCUGAAUAUCGAAAUACCUACCAUCAAUAUUGUGGGAUCACUCCUCAAAGAAGGAAUUAGAGUUCUGGUUUAUAGUGGCGAUCAAGAUUCUGUAAUUCCAUUGAUGGGGAGCCGGGCUUUAGUCCAUCGACUCGCUACAGAAAUGGGACUUGAAACAACCGUACCAUAUCGAGUUUGGUUCGAAGGGCAACAGGUUGGAGGGUGGACUCAAGUGUACGGAAAUAUAUUCUCAUUUGCAACUAAAAUUUGCACGUUGCUUGAAUGUUAUGUGGAGAUUGAAUUUUUUGUCAAUAUGAAAGUAAUGGUGGUUGGUUGGUGCCUGGUGGCGGCAGACCGCCAGUUCAUGGUGGUGGUGCUUCCCGUAACAAUGGUGAUCGAAUUAAUGGCUUUUCAUGAUGUUGCCAUUUGUGUUACCGGUGGUGGCGUGGGGGUGUUUCUUUUUGCUGCUUGUGUUGAGGGUGGUGGUGAUGUUUCUGUUUAA
Lactuca saligna is the source of this 2198-nucleotide messenger RNA. The record is from the annotation of a GenBank genome assembly. NCBI's taxonomy places the organism in Eukaryota, Viridiplantae, Streptophyta, Magnoliopsida, Asterales, Asteraceae.